Messenger RNA from Symbiodinium natans, 1842 nucleotides. Lineage: Eukaryota; Dinophyceae; Suessiales; Symbiodiniaceae. The record is from the annotation of a GenBank genome assembly.
AUGCGGCGUGUAAGCAUCGUGGUCUUGCUGGGAGCUGCCGAAUUUGUACUUGUACAAGUUCAAGAUCCCGAGGAUCUGCUCGUAGACUACGACUGUGUUCGGCCUCGGAAGAACAGCUUGCUUGACUGGUCUGGCUGGCUCCAGAAGCUACAGCAGCCCCGGGGGGAGGGAUGGAUGGCCGUAUCCCGCGAACCCUUGUCGCUCCUCAACAAUGAGAAGAACCGACAGCAGGCCAUUGAGGAAUGUCCUCUUGGGCUGCUGAUGGGCGACGUCCUGCAGAUGCUGGCCUGUUUCGACAAGCGGCAUCCAUGCGCCGGUACCUUUGAGAGCUUGGUGCGGGAGGGCAUGGCAUUCUUUGGGCUGCGAGUGCUCAUGGGCACGCGCUGGCCCAUUUACGAAACCUUGCAUUCAGACGUGUGGCGCCGACUGGCGAGGGAAGAUGCAGACCUGGCCUGCGAAGACCCCGAGAAGCGCAUCUUGAACUGGGGAAGAUUCAAGCGAGUCUUCGACUUGGAGGAUUGGUAUCAGUCGGCCGUGGACAUCGCCUAUGGGCCCGAGUUGGAAGUCAGUUGGAGGGAGGCAGCCUUGGAAUGCCCCCUGGGCUUUGCGACCGCGAAUCUGAUCAAGGCCAUGCUCUGCUCCCACACGGAGUCCGUCUGCUUCCGGGCGCACGAGACGAUGCUCUCGGCGGUGCUGCAAGAUGUCCCGCUGCAGCGUGUGGCUGGUAGCGGGUGGCCGCUCUUGCAUUUGCUGGGCCAUGUCUCUCGGGUCGUGAGGCGUCACAGAUUUCAGCUGGACUUCACGCCUGGCGAGUUGCUCCUGAGGCCCAACGCAGGCAGAGUUCAACGAGAGGCAGCCGCGUCCUCGUCAAUGCAGGACCUUCAGGCCAUCAUCCCCAAGCUUCGCGAAGCCGCGGAUCAAACUGCCACUAGGUUUGCCUUCAGAGGUGCGCUCUCGCUGCGGUUAAUCUACGCGACAAUGGCACAUGGCCCUCGCUUCAGUCCCUACGUGAGCCGCUUCAUCGGUCGGGCAUCUGCGCUUGGGAUCGGGGACGAGCUGGUCGUGUUCUGCCUGGACGAGGAGGCCUUGGCCAGCUGUCGAGCUGUGCAGGGGCACUGCGUUCGAGGAACGCCUUCGAUACUGAACAAGUUCACCUUACCGCUGGUGUUGUUGCAACACGACUUCGAUGUCAUGUGGUUGGAUCUGGACGUUUUCCUGUUCCAAUCACCCAUGACGCCUGUAAUCCGGCAACUGCGGGAGAACACGGCGCUGGAGCUGCUGAUCUCCGGCUCGUUUGCUGUGGAUUGCAUUUGUAGUGGCAUUGUUCUUUUUCGGUCGACGGAGUCUGUACGAUCCUGGUUGGCCCAACUGCUGGUAUGGAUGUACGAGCAUCCUUAUGAGCAUGACCAGAAAGCUUUCAGCGCCUUUUUGCGCGCGGGGGAAAGAGUGGCGUUCGAAAGCGAGUUGCCAGUGCCCCCAGAGAAAGUGCCCAAAUGGGAUUUCCUGGACCCGGAGACCGAGUUUGUCUCCGCACGACACGUGGAUGUGGCUGGCUGGACAGGCGAUCCUGACAAGAUCAUUGCGUUUCACCUUCUUCACGGUGACAGUGAUGAUGCUGAUGCCAGUCGACAGUUUGCAGCUCGGCACGGCCUCGGCAUAGGCUACGAACCUUUGUUGGACCUGUUCUUCAAUCGCACUGACUUUCCGGAGCUGUACAAGACCCCAGUGCUGCCUCAUCGUUUGUCGCCCGAGCUGCGGGAUGCGCUAUGGAGGUCGCGCUGGCCAGCCCCCAGGCCAAAGUCUCCUGCGAGGUGCAACGAGACGGUGCCCAUGAGAUUUUGA